AUGUCGAUGGACACAGGCCCUCCGUCGUCUCUGGCUGGCAUCACCGCAGAGCCGCCAUCGUCACUCUCUUCUCCUCCCGAAAGCGAUCCUUCUCGAGCUCGCGCGCCAUCCCUUGGCCUACUACAAAACCGACUUCGCAGAUUCAGCAUUCGUUCUUCCCGAUCGUCGAGAUCCGACAGUAGCAUUCAAUCCCUCUCGGCUGCAGAUAUCAAGGGAGCCCUCGGCCUGAACCUGCUCCAUGAGCCUUCAGAGCCAGCCAUAGACUUUGUUUUUAUCCAUGGACUGGGGGGAGGAUCGAAGAAAACAUGGAGUCAUUCAGCCGAGGCCGGCAUGUUUUGGCCCAAAGAUUGGCUGCCAAAUGAAGUUGGCUUCAAGCACGUCCGCAUCCACAGCUAUGGGUACAACUCGGACUGGACAACAAGGAAGGACAGUCGCUUGACUGUCCACGAUUUUGGACAAGCGCUGCUUGCCGAUCUCUACAAUUCUCCUUGCCUUCGCAAGAACGGCGAUACACCCAUCAUAUUUGUAGCUCAUAGCAUGGGCGGCUUGGUGGCCAAAAAGGCGUAUCUCAUAGCUACGCGCGAUCCGACUUACGAAGCCAUCGGGAAGAGAAUCCAUACCAUGUUUUUCCUCGGCACACCUCAUCGGGGAGCUGAUUCGGCAAAUUUUGCGAAACUGGUUCGUCAGUCGGCUGGCUACGGGCCCAAAGCCUUCCUCGACGAUUUGAUACCUGGCAGUGGAUCGCUACAGCAAAUCAACGACGAUUUUCGACAUGUUUGCCACAAAAUUAAUCUGUGGUCUUUCUCUGAGAGUUUACCGAUGAGCUUUGGCCCCACAUCUUCCUUGGUCGUGGAAAAGCAAUCAGCCAUUCUAGGCAUGCCCAAAGAACAUGUUCAGUAUAUCGAGGCCGACCACCGAAAAAUCUGCAAGUUUGACACGCCAGUCAACCCAAACUACUUAAUCUUACAGCGAGCCUUUCUUACCACGAUCGAGGAGAUGGGAGCUACUACUUUAUUCCAACGUCGAGAUGAACACCGGUCCCAAAUGAAGAAAGUCGCCGCACUCCUCCGUCUCGAUCAACGACCCGACGCGAUUCUUCUUGCGACCAAAGAGAAACAACACUACGGGUCUUGUACAUGGUUGACGGAAGACGAAACAUUCCAAGAAUGGAUCGAUGGCCCCGAAAUGAGCUGGGACGGCACAAGCCCGUUAUCAGAGACUCCAAAAGAGCUGGCACCCAAGACAUUAUGGCUCAACGGCCGCCCGGGGACAGGGAAAACGGUUGCCGCUGGUCAUGUCAUCCGAUACCUUCAAUCUUGCAACCUUGACUGCAGCUUCUAUUUCUUCAAGCACGAGGACAAGACUCCCUCUACUGUGGCCUUCUUACUUCGGUCUCUGGCAUUUCAGAUGGCCGAUUCCAACUUCGAGGUCCGACGGGCUCUGGUUUCGAUGGCCGAGGACGACAUAACCAUCAAGCAUGACGAUCAUCACAUGCUCUGGACCAGUCUAUUUGUGGAACGUAUCUUCAAAGUAGAGCAUACAAGGCCCCAGUUCUGGGUCAUAGAUGCGAUCGACGAAUGCUCGUCCAAAGGGCUGCCAGCUUUGGUUUCCAUGUUGUCCAACAUAGACCAACGAUUUCCCGCACGUGUGUUGAUAACUAGCAGGCCUGGUGGUCAGGUUGGUCGAUACCUCACGCUGGAGCGCACCGAGUUUGUGGAAAUAUUCACUGGCGAGGAAGGUUCACUGAAGGAUAUUGAACUAUUCCUCAACGCCAGAUUUCUUCACACAAGCGACAUUGAACAAUACCGAGAUAUGCAGAAUCUUGUCGCCGAUGUCCUUGCCAAAUCAGACGGCAGUUUCUUGUGGGCGUCUCUCACCAUAGCGAAUCUGGAGAACGCCUACAGUGUAGAAGAUAAGCAAGAUAUUCUGCGACAAAUUCCACCCGAGAUGGACAAGCUUUACUCCCGGACGCUUGCAUGGAUUUCAGCGUCACCCAGCGCCGAGCUAGCAAAAUGCGUUUUGAAGUGGACAAUCUGUUCGCCCAAACCGCUUCACAUCAGAGAGCUAGCCGAGGCUGUUAAGCUUGAUAUUGUGAAGACCUUAACAGCUAACGGAAGAGAACUCGAGAACAUGACCGGACACCUCGUUGUCGUGGACAGUCAGUCCUACAUCCGGAUCGCACAUCAGACGACGUCAGCUUUCUUAAGCCAGCAAAGAGAAGAUGGCUUCUGGGUCGACCGUGUAGCUGCACACUCCGUCAUUGCCGAAACCUGUCUCAACCUUCUCUGCAGUGCCGAUUUUGCACCACCAAGGACACGUCGAGGAGUCGCGACGACCAAGAUGCAUACUACCUCACCUCUGUCAGACUAUGCUGCACUUAACUUCUCUUACCAUCUCAUUCAGGGUUCUUCAGCUACCGACUCUCUUCUCAUCCUUUUGAAUAAGUUCUUUAGGACCAAUGUCCUGACGUGGAUCGAAAGGACAGCUACAGCUGGGAAUCUUUGGACUCUACAGCUCACUGCGCAGAGGCUCAAGAUGUAUCUAGGUCGUCGAGCCAAGUACCAGUCCCCAGUCAGCGUGGAAUCACAGACUAUUGCAACAUGGGCAAAUGACAUUUACCACAUCCUCGCUGCCUUCCAUUCUGUUCUGCUAGCCGCUCCAUCUUCGAUUCACUUCCUUGUCCCACACUUUUGCCCACCAAAGUCGAUGAUCGGGCAGCUCUUCGCAAAACCUACCAAGCGAAUAAAGAUUGCAGGUCCGAUAGAUGAAGAUUGGAACGACAGGUUGACAGGAUAUUUAUUUCCAGAAGAGGCUUGUGCGAUAGCCUGUUGCCCACGCCUUCUGGCCGUUGGCCUUUCCAGCGGAGACAUCAAACUUUAUUACCUCUCUGGGUCUGGAACAUUCGAUGCAGCUGCUACAUUGAAGCACGGGAAGAGGGUUCGUCUUCUCGCAUUCAAUCGAACCUCUUCCUUGUUGGCCUCCUGUAGUGCUCGUAAGUUGCAACUGUGGGAGACUCGCGGGUCUCAUGGGACCAUAAGGCUAUCUCCUGUUUGGUCACAGAACAUCGACUUCACGUCAGGGUCAAUAUCCUUCGACCCUGAAGGACAGUCAAUCAUCUUGACCAAUCCUCAGGGCAGUUCUCUAUCUUUCUAUGGGAUUACCGACGGCCAAAGAGCGGAAAGCAUACUCCUUCACGCGCCCUCAGACUCAGACUCAUCGGACGAAAGCGACAAACAGGUGGCUUCGUGGACGCCAGCUGUACAGAUCCGCCUCGACUCAGAUCACAAGCUUGCCGCACUGGCUUAUCGAAAUGCCUUAAUUUCCAUCUGGGACUUGACUGCCACUGAGAAUCUCGGCAAUUUUGAGAAGGAAGGUUUCGAGCAUGUCUACGCCACCCCACAGACCUUAGACAUGGUUUUCAAUCCGAUUGCCGAGCUCGAACUACUAGCAAUAUCGUACAAGGACGGCGAUAUUGUAACUUGCAAUCCGUGGACGCAAGAACAAACGAACAAGUACCAUCUCCCAACAUCGCUCUCUGUCCUAUCCACCACCUCGGAUGGCAGGAUUCUUGCAGGUGCGGCAGAGGAUGGAGGUAUUUACCUGUUCCUCUUCGAGACUUUGCAGCCCAUAUACCAGAUUGAAAGACCCGAUGAUCAGCUGAGGAUUUACAACAUUGUAUUUUCCACCGAUAAUCUGCGGUUCUUCGAUAUCCGGGGGCAAAGUUGCAAUGUUUGGGAGCCAUUCAUAUUGGUGCCUAAAGAUGGGUCCGAUGAUAGCUCUUCGGAACCAUUCAGUGAAGAAAUCCCGCUUCCUGAGACUACGGCAUCCCAUGCCCAUGUGUUCCAGUGGGGAGAAGCCAUCACUGCCAUCGAGCCAGCCGACGACAGAUUCUUGCUCGUCGGGCGUCAAGAUGGCACAAUUGAUGUAAGCGAGUUGAGCACCGGCGAUGUUGUCGAGAAACUUCGGAUCCACGAUGCAUUCACGGAGAUCAAGUCACUGGACUGGAAUGCCGAUAACAGCACGCUGCUCAGUGUGGACACCACCGGGCGUCAUAUCCUUACGAAAAUCGCGUCCUUAGGAAGGGCAUCUAGAGCGCGAACCACUCGGUUGCUCGACCGCCGAAAUGACGGUAACAUUUUCCAAGUCAUCCUGAGUUCAGAUGCCGAGUCACUGCUCGUUUGCGCAGAUUCCAGCGCAAAAUUGAUCGGUAUCAAUGGAAAUGUGAUGGGCGAAGAGAAAGACCUCAAUGGAGCCUGGUGGAUUAAACAUCCAUCGAGUCCUUCUCACUUGCUUGCAUUCCAAGAGAGCCAUGUUCACAUCUACGAGUGGUCUACACUGCACAAAGCGGGCACAGAAAUUAGGAUUUCUUCUAUCAUACCUCAAUCACUCCUCCCGAAGGUCCCCCACGCGUGGAUCAGCGGCACUGGUUCUGCCUAUUUGGCACAGGGUCUUCCUCAUUCGCCCGAGCAAGCGAGUGGUAUCGUCGCAGUUGAGGCGUCUAAGAUCACGACUACAACAGAGAUGAUCGCGAGUCAAAGUUUACGCAUGACAUCUGCGCCCAUACAAUGCGUAAUCGGCUGCAUACGAUCGAGUCUGUUCUUCCUCGAUACGGCUGGAUGGGUUUGCUCUAUUAGCCUGAGACAUCUCGCAGAGGCAUCUCAUUUCACACGACACUUCUUUGUUCCAUUGACAUGGCGUACGGGAACUGAUGUCGUAAUUAAGGUCGUUUCAAAGACCGCGGUAGCAUUUGGAAGAGGGGAACAGUUGAUCAUCUUUCACGGGUUUUUGGAGUUCGAGGAAAAAGUAGCGUUGUCAAACAUCUAG
Molecule: messenger RNA, 4824 nt
Organism: Colletotrichum phormii
Lineage: Eukaryota; Fungi; Ascomycota; Sordariomycetes; Glomerellales; Glomerellaceae
Exons: 8
Coding region: 1-4824 (1607 amino acids)
Molecular function (GO): hydrolase activity, acting on ester bonds; protein binding
Source: RefSeq, a predicted model, not a curated record